GAGCAGUUCAGGGCUUUUUAUCCCGGAACAAGGUGUUAGUGGGACUCAGACGACGGUGUGAGCUUUGAGACGCGGUGUAUCGGACACACUCCUGUGUGAGUGGAGCUGGAGAAGGCUGGAUGAUGCAGACGUGUCGCUCCUCUUCGGUGCUGGCUGUUAGCGGCGAGGUGUCGCUUUCUUUCCAGGACGAGCUUGCUGCUACCAUCCACCGAGCCUUCGAGGUGGCGGUGGAGAUCGCGGUGGUGGAGGUCAGUAAGUUAGUGAGCCAGGUGCUGGGUGAUGUGCGCGAACAGAUGCAGGAGACGCUGAGGGAGAACACGUUCCUCAAGACGCGCCUGCAGUCCGCCGAGCACGGGCUGGACACCGGGAGGAAGAGCAGGAAGAGCAGGAGCCCGGCUGGGGAGGAUGAGGAGGAUGAGGAGCCGCAAAUCGAGUUCUCUCAGCGACACGAAAGCCAGACCAAGUGUGAGAGCCGGUGCACGGGGAAAGCAGACAGCCCAGCAGCUCAGGAAAGUGAGAAAAAGUGCCGAUAUGACAGCAGCUCUGAGAAACCGGACGAGUCUUUCUGUGAAAUCCGUGAAGAUGGAAGCGUUCGGUCACGUGACCUGGGCUCAGCAUCCUUGCCAGUGCAGUGCUGUGAUCAGAAGUCAGGUCCACCACAUGAACCUCUUAAUCCAGAGAACCAACAGAUGGCACAACACAGCCAAGAUGUACAUGGGGACCAGAAUCCACCAUCUGUUGAGCAGCCAGUCUGCAAGAAAGAGGAGAACCUAGAACCACAACUGGGUGAUGCUUCUGGAGAAGAUGAGGGGGAUGAUGAGAAUAAUCCGCAUGAAGACGAUGAUGACGUCAGGCCAAGCUGUAGCUUUAACUCUGAGCAUGAUGAAGAGUAUGAGCCAGACAAACUUUCCCUGGUUCAGUCUAAACUGUUGGAGGACUGGAGGCCUGACCUCGAGGUGCCACAAAGUGAUCAGAACGAUGACGGAAAUGCUGGCCCCAGCCGUAGUCUUGAUGCUCCAGUCAUGAUCUCUGCACCUGUUGGUGGUAAUCCCAGCUUUUCAGCCUCCUUUGAUGCUCUCUACCAAUCAGUAGCCAGAACUCAUCUUGUCCAUCCUGCUCCUCAAAAUGACUAUGUCGAGAUGAGGACAAACGUCCCCACCAGGAUUCACCAGUGUAAAAUCUGUGGGCAUUCCUUUAGUCGGGCAAGUGAUUUACGCAGACAUCAUAGUCACCGGCACAGAGUGAGAGCAGCUAACCCAGCUAAAGCAGGAAGUCCAGGGAGACCCAUCAAACAGCAGCUGUUUCCUCCAGGCUGUAGCCCAUAUCACUGCAACGAAUGUGGCCGGGACUUCAACCGCAUGGAAAACUUAAAGACGCAUUUGCGCAUACACACCGGAGAACGGCCGUACUCUUGUUCUGUGUGUGGGGUACGGUUCCGGCACUCAGGGGCACUCACACGCCACUUCCGUAUCCACACAGGUGAAAAACCGUAUGUGUGCGGGCAGUGUGGGAAACGUUUCCGGAACUGUGGAGGCCUACGUUUCCACCAGAAAUCCCACACUACAGAUAGACACAUGGUUUUGAAUUGUGUUUGAAUAAAAUGGAUUGGUUUUGGAGUUA
Molecule: messenger RNA, 1620 nt
Organism: Neoarius graeffei (lesser salmon catfish)
Lineage: Eukaryota; Metazoa; Chordata; Actinopteri; Siluriformes; Ariidae
Product: zinc finger protein 358-like
Exons: 3
Coding region: 120-1595 (491 amino acids)
Biological process (GO): regulation of transcription by RNA polymerase II
Molecular function (GO): RNA polymerase II cis-regulatory region sequence-specific DNA binding; DNA-binding transcription factor activity
Source: RefSeq, a predicted model, not a curated record